Messenger RNA from Hansenula anomala, 852 nucleotides. RefSeq names its product Hsp70 nucleotide exchange factor FES1 (gene FES1). NCBI's taxonomy places the organism in Eukaryota, Fungi, Ascomycota, Saccharomycetes, Phaffomycetales, Wickerhamomycetaceae. The transcript is spliced from 2 exons. The record is from RefSeq and is a predicted model, not a curated record. Bases 1 to 852 code for a protein of 283 amino acids.
AUGGAUAAACUACUAAAUUGGUCAUUAGCUCAACAAGACCCAGAAACUGCAAAGAAAGUCGGUGCUCCAGAUCCUAAAUUAUUAGCUGAAUUAUUUGGACAAAAUGUUGAUGAUGCAACUUUAAUGAAACAAAAUAUUGAAUUAAUUGAAAAUCCUGAAUGUGAUGAAGAUAAUAAAUUAACAGCUUUUGAUAAUUUUGAAAUGUUGAUUGAAAACUUAGAUAAUGCAAAUAAUAUCGAAAAUUUAAAACUUUGGCCCAAAUUAAUAAAUUUAUUAGAUUCAGAAAAUGAUGAAUUUAAAAAUUUAACAAGUUCAAUUAUUGGUACAUCUGUUCAAAAUAAUGAAAAAUCUCAAACUGAUUUUUUAAAAUAUCCUCAAGGUUUUACAAAAUUGAUUUCAUUAGCUAAAUCAAAUAAAGUUGUUAGAAUUAAGGCAUUAUAUGCAUUAUCAAAUUUAAUUAGAAAUAAUGAACAAUCUUAUGAAUUAUUUGAUCAACAUAAAGGUUGGGAAUUAUUAGGUCCUAUAAUAACGGAUAAAGAAGCUAAAGAUAAAGUGAAAUUAAGAAGCUUAUCAUUAUUAGGUGCAAUUUUAAGUAUAGCUCCAAAAGAUGAUAUAAAGAAACAUAUUCAUGAAUAUUCAAUAAUUGAAAAAAUCUUGAGUUUAAUUAAACCAGGUGCAAAUAUUUCAGUUGUUGAUAAAUCAUUAAAUUUGAUUGUUCAUUUGAUCAAUGGUGGUUAUGAAUUUAAUGAUGAUGAAGUUAAACAAGUUAAAGAAUCUGUGGAAAUUAUUGAAAAAGAUUUCCAUGAUGUUAUAAAUAUUGAUGAUUUUCAAGUUUUAAAGCAAAUCGUUUAA